GAGAUACUGCUGACCGGUUGGCGUCUGAAGAGAGUCCUCUCAGAGAUGAUUAGGAGAAAAGAGACAGAUGGCUGCCGCGCGCCGCUGCCUCUCCCUGCUGCUCCUGUCCACAUGUGUGGCUGUGCUGCUGCAGCCACCACUGGGGGCCUGUGGGGCCCCGCUGGAGCCAGUGUAUCCAGGGGACAACGCCACACCGGAGCAGAUGGCCCAGUAUGCGGCUGAGCUCCGCAGAUACAUCAACAUGCUGACCAGGCCCAGAUACGGGAAAAGAGACAAAGAAGACACACUGAGCUACUUGGAGUGGGGCUCCCCCAACAGAGCGGCCCCCAGGGAGCUCGGCCAGAUGGACGCGUGA
Pteronotus mesoamericanus is the source of this 355-nucleotide messenger RNA. It is a transcript of the gene PPY, whose product is annotated as pancreatic polypeptide. Gene Ontology annotation, cellular component: extracellular region. NCBI's taxonomy places the organism in Eukaryota, Metazoa, Chordata, Mammalia, Chiroptera, Mormoopidae. The coding region runs from base 68 to 355 and encodes 95 amino acids. The transcript is spliced from 4 exons. The record is from RefSeq and is a predicted model, not a curated record. Gene Ontology annotation, molecular function: neuropeptide hormone activity; neuropeptide Y receptor binding. Gene Ontology annotation, biological process: neuropeptide signaling pathway; feeding behavior.